CAGGUAAAUGCGCAACGUCCUGGCACUUGCACACAACAGAAGAGAGGGAAAUUUAUUGUUGCUAAAGAUCGAAAUGGUGAUGAUGAUGUCGCGGUUUGUAUCCAACGUCAUGGAAAAUAUCAAUGGCAUGUGAUCAAAGGUACUAACAUCGUCUUUAUGUCUUAUGUAUUAUGUUUUUAUUUUCACAUAGCCUGAGAACAGACCUACGUUUCGUCCGCCCUAAAAUUCGCGGGUCGAGGGAAAGGGCGAAACGUAGGUCUGAUGAAAAUGUUGUCAAAAGUGCAUGUAAGUCGAUCGCCAGGCGGUCGACAAAGCUGGUUGGCUAAUUCACAGUGAAAUUGGUUGUGAUUGGUUGGUCGCUAACAUGAAAAGAUUUGAAAAGAUCAGAAAUCAGAAUAUAUUUCAACGGUAAGUCAACGCAUAUGAAUAUAUAAUAUGCAUAUAGAGUAAUAUUCUAAGUACUUUGUAAGGUCGAACGACAACUAGUCUAUCAGUGAUUAUAUACCGUCUAAAAAUUACAACUAGAGGGGAGUAGAGUGUAGUCUGCGAACUCAGACGUAAUUUCCUCAUUUCUCGCUCGGAAAAUAACCGAGCGAGAAACGUCGGAAAAUAACCGAGCGAGAAACUUGGAAAUUACGUCUGGGUUGGCAGACUAAGUAGUGCACUACGCGUCAAAUACUUCAGCGUUGUGUCUUUCCGUUGUAAUAUACAAUACAAUAUAUCUAAUAUAAUAAUUCUAAAUGAGCUAAGUUUUGUGAUUAAUCAUAUAAAUAAAACUGAUACAAGUCAUCCAAUGAUACAAAUAUAUCAAUAUGUGUGUCAGCGCAAUACAAUUUAGUCGAGUAUAUAAAAGCAACGGAGUGCAUGGGGUUUAAAUAUUUAUUCAAACAUCUGUACUUAUCGACUUUGUUUACACAUUUUCAAUAAAAUGAAAUCGACAACUUUUGGUGUAUUUUUAGGUGUUAUAAUAAAUGUUAAUUAUUACAAAAUGCAAAGUGGGCGGAAUGCACUUUUGACAACAUUUUCAUCAGACCUACGUUUCGCCCUUUCCCUCGACCCGCGAAUUUUAGGGCGGGCGAAACGUAGGUCUGUUUUCAGGCUAAUUUUCACACCAUGCAGUAUAUAGAUGUAUUUUUCUGUAUUUUUCUGUUUAUUAUAUAAACAAAAUUCAGUGAAAACAAUAACAUGUCCGUGGCAAUGCGUUUUACAACAAAUGAUAUUUUUACACGUAAAAAUAUCGUUUUUUUUACGUGUGUUUAAAUACGAUAUUUCUCAGUAGCCAAAACCUCUAUAUAAUACUUAUGUUUAUAUAAUAAAACUUUUCAAUUCACAAUUUCUGCAUGUUAACGGCGUUUGUAACGAUUAAAUGAAUAUAAUUGUUUAUAUAUACUGUCCCUGAUAUCCUGCCUAUGACCUGCCUUUUACCUUCGGCUGCUGCUCAGUUAGUUGGACCAUUGGAACCACAUCUCGGACUGUCAAAAGGUAAACGUUCUGGUAUAAUUUGUCGUUAAAGUCGCUGAUGCUGCUCUUUUUGUUUUUAAAGACCUUGAAGUGCUGACAUAUGAAUCAUGCAAACAAAUAUUGAUGAGUCCAAGGUAAAAUACAUGCAUAUACACUUACACACAUAUUUGGCUUUUAUUUCAUCACGUUACUCCCUAGCCUCUCACAACUAUUUUAAAAUAAAAACCAAGCUGGUUUACAGAAGGGUCGUAAUUGCUACUAGUCCGUAACUAUACUACUACAUCCACAACUACAAAUACAAUUAUACCAUUGUUCCACAACAUGGACCCACUAUAUCUAAAGCUUCGCUUGAGGAGAUUCGUUUUUGGUUUUGGUAGAGAUAUAGAUUAAAUCAGUUUCCAUUAAAUUGCGUAAAUUCAGUGUAAACAGAAAACUAUAAGCUAAAAAAUAUUUCGUUUAUCUUACAGAAACAAUGGAAAUGGUGUUUACCAAAUCAGUGUCGGGAACAAUAAAUUUAUCGACGUGUACUGUCAAAUGACUAACGUCUCAGGAUGCAAAGGCGGUGGUUGGACAAUGGUGAUGAAGAUUGACGGAAGCUUGGUAAGCGCGCGUGCAGACUUAAUGAUUAUGUAUCUGCGAAUCACAGCACAAAUAUACUUGUACGGCGAUGCAAGUUGUCCUGUAUACAAAUUCCAUGUUUUCGUCCGCGUUUUUUCGUUCGUCCAUCCGUCUGCUCGCUUGUUUGUUUGUUUGCGUUUGCGUUUGCGUUUGCGUUUGCGUUUGCGUUUGCGUUUGCGUUUGCGUGUGCGUGUGCGUGUGCGUGUGCGUGUGCGUUUGCGUGUGCGUUUGCGUUUGCGUUUGCGUGUGCAUGCGCGUGCGUGUUUGUGUGCGUGUUUGUGUGCGUGUGCGCGUAUAUGUGACAAUGAGAUCAAUAUAGAAACGAAUCUCACCACGAAUCUCACCAUACUUACAUGGCUCACACGCCAUAAAAGACUUAAUAGAAGACAAUAUCAAACAAAUUCACCCUAGGCAUUUGAAGUCCAACAUAUUUUACAAGAUAGGAUGAUUUUACAAGUUUUCGUUUGUGUUUGUUUAAAGUUUGUGUUUGUUUAAAGUUUGUGUUUGUUUAAAGUUUGUGUUUGUUUAAAGUUUGUGUUUGUUUAAAGUUUGUGUUUGUUUAAAGGUGCCCUACAGUCCGUAUGUAAACAAAGCCUUUGUUUACAUUUUUGUGUCCAAAAUAUUGAGCUUUAUUCGACAACUAUUCAUAUUUUCAAGCUUCUAGAGUAUAAUAAAUGAUCAAGAAACAACAAUCAGGCUUUGCAAGAACCCAAAACAUAGAUAAACUGUUUGUAUCAUAAAAAGUGGGCUCCUUUGUACACAUGCGCAGAUCGGACUGUAGGACACCUUUAAAGUUUGUGUUUGUUUAAAGUUUGUGUUUGUUUAAAGUUUGUGUUUGUUUAAAGUUUGUGUUUGUUUAAAGUUUGUGUUUGUUUAAAGUUUGUGUUUGUUUAAAGUUUGUGUUUGUUUAAAGUUUGUGUUUGUUUAAAGGUGCCCUACAGUCCGUAUGUAAACAAAGCCUUUGUUUACAUUUUUGUGUCCAAAAUAUUGAGCUUUAUUCGACAACUAUUCAUAUCUUCAAGCUUCUAGAGUAUAAUAAAUGAUCAAGAAACAACAAUCAGGCUUUGCAAGAACCCAAAACAUAGAUAAACUGUUUGUAUCAUAAAAAGUGGGCUCCUUUGUACACAUGCGCAGAUCGGACUGUAGGGCACCUUUAAAGUUUGUGUUUGUUUAAAGUUUGUGUUUGUUUAAAGUUUGUGUUUGUUUAAAGUUUGUGUUUGUUUAAAGUUUGUGUUUGUUUAAAGUUUGUGUUUGUUUAAAGUUUGUGUUUGUUUAAAGUUUGUGUUUGUUUAAAGUUUGUGUUUGUUUAAAAUUUGUGUUUGUUUAAAGUUUGUCUUGCUUUGCCCGGCAAAAUAAACCGAAUGUGCAAUUAACUCAUUGUAUAAUUAAUGCACGAUAUAAUUUAUACAUAAUAGUUAAUCCGAUGGCGGAGGUAUGCAGGCUCAGAGUGUCCUCUAGUUUCUUAACGCAUUUGUUUUUAUAGAGUACUUUUAACUACAGCUCCUUCUAUUGGACGAACAAAAACUUUUACAAUGACUAUGCCUAUGGGCGAAACGGCGGUUUAGACAACCGAGAAUAUAAAGGAUCGACUUACUGGAGAACCGCAUUUAAAGAAAUUUGUGUUGGUAUGAAAUAUGGUGGUAAUUUCAGAGCAUUCUCCUUCUCGUAUCCGGCAUCAUCGCUGUACGAUUUGAUCGCAGACGGAAACUAUCGACAAACUCGUGUUGGUCGCUCGCAGUGGAAAUCAUUGAUCAGUGGGUCAUCCUUACAGCGUAACUGCAAUCAACAGGGAUUUAACACACAAGUUGGUAGUUUGCUCACAAGAGUUCGGUUGGGUUUUGUAGCAAAUCAAGAAAAUGAUUGUAAAACACCCGACUCUUACGUAGGCCUGGGAGCUGGAGGUAGUUAUCGCAAGCAAUGGUGCGGGUUUCCGCAUACAUCUGCCAACGUCGCGGGUAAUCUUGCCCGGUGUAAUGCAGACAACGGAAACAAGAAUGUCAGAGCCAUGGCAUAUAUAUUGGUUCGUUAAAAGAACUGAGUUGUCCGAUUUACACUAGAGAUGGAUCAUUCGUCAAAACACAUCGUCUGUCAGACGGGUCAUUCGGUCAUAUGUUGCACGAUCCAAUAUUUGCUGUAACUUGCAAUGCAGUGUCUGUCACAGAAGAGCCUUAAUUGCUAGCUAUAAAAGAUUGGAAAUUUCUGAGCAUGGUCCACGGUUUACUCUGUUGACAUUUUACAUCCCGUUUCUUUCAUUUUCAUCCUUUAGAAUAUGUUAUGUGUAAUUCAUGAGGAAAAAACAAAAAAAAUCAUAAGCAUGUCACGUAUCUUUAUAUGUGAUAAAGAUUUCCCUUGAUUUACAUAAACUUUAACUUUGAUUUACUUGACUUACACAACGUAUUUUUUUGAAAAUUACUUCGCCAAUGAACUUAUAAGAUCGAUCGUUUUUGAAGCAACUUAAAACAUCCGCAGUGCGUGUUCUAUCAGACCUAAAGAUACUCGGCUUCGUCUGGUAUCUUUGUACCUGAUAAAACACUGCUGUGCAUGUUUUAAGUAGUACAUAUAAAGUUUCGCCUGAGUAGUAUGCGGGCCAUGUUCAUUAUUUCUCUGUAACUACGUUUUAGAUAACAUGACUCACUCAUUUGGCUCUGUAUAUCUGAAGUUGCAGCAAACGUUGCCUCGUGUGACAUGACCUUAAAGUUUAGUGUAAACACGAUAGAUAAACCAUCCAGACGAAAUAAAAUAUUGCAGGGAAACUGUGAGCAUGGCUCAUCGUUUAACCUGUCAACAUUUCUCAUUAUAUUUCUUUCAAUUUUCAUCCCUUAGUGGUUUUGGGAACAAAUCAUGCCUGAUAUUUUCCUGAUAGCUGGUCUAAUGUCGUCGAAAUAUCUUAAUUUUUCCGCUCGCAAAAAUUCGUCCAAAUUUGGCCGUCUCUAGCGUAAAUCGGGUCAUUCGCAUUUAAGAUCCAUUUAACAUAUUCACAUUGGCUAAUUAGUAUAGUAAAGGAACAAGAUUAAAUCACAGUAAAUUUUGAAUAGUAGGGGACUAUAAUUAUAUAAUCAUAGCCUAUAGUGCUAAUAGCACGAUAUUAAUUUUACUUUAAGUUGAUAAUUAUCAUAUACUUGCUUUAUUUUAAUCAACAUUUUUCAAUUAUCAGAAUUGCAUGGUUAAAAACUUCGCAUUGCGAAAUGCAAUCAAGGGUUGGUACUUUAUGUAAUCUAAAUUGAAAUGUAGGAACAUGUAAUCCAAAUGAUGUAAUCUUGAUUAAACCAAUUUGUCGAUCAACUGGUGUGCUGA
Molecule: messenger RNA, 5373 nt
Organism: Paramuricea clavata
Lineage: Eukaryota; Metazoa; Cnidaria; Anthozoa; Malacalcyonacea; Plexauridae
Source: the annotation of a GenBank genome assembly